Piliocolobus tephrosceles (Ugandan red Colobus) is the source of this 513-nucleotide messenger RNA. It is a transcript of the gene C4H5orf46, whose product is annotated as chromosome 4 C5orf46 homolog. The coding region runs from base 32 to 295 and encodes 87 amino acids. The record is from RefSeq and is a predicted model, not a curated record. The transcript has 4 exons. Lineage: Eukaryota; Metazoa; Chordata; Mammalia; Primates; Cercopithecidae.
UUUAUCUGCACCAAUACCCAGUGCUACCAGAAUGGCUGUCUCAGUACUUCGCCUGACAGUUGUCCUGGGACUGCUUGUCUUAAUCCUGACCUGCUAUGCAGAUGACAAACCAGACAAGCCAGAUGACAAGCCAGACGACUCAGGCAAAGACCCAAAGCCAGAUUUCCCCAAAUUCCUAAACCUCCUGGGCACAGAGAUCAUUGAGAAUGCAGUCGAGUUCAUCCUCCGCUCCAUGUCCAGGAGCACGGGAUUUAUGGAAUUUGAUGAUAAUCAAGGAAAGCAUUCAUCAAAGUAACAUCCUCAGUAGCUCACAGUCUUGAUGCAGAAGAUAUAUAUGCAAAACCAACUAAAUAUACUCAACAGGGCACAGCAUAACAGAGGCACAGACAUGGGAACAUGGGAACCAGCACAAAGAACCAUUCAUGCUCCCUCAGAAAUCCAGAAAGAUUUCUUUGAUGUAAUAAUAUACGAUCCAUAACUUGAUGGAUGAUAAAGGAUUUGAAGAUAUGGAGA